Molecule: messenger RNA, 429 nt
Organism: Plasmodium malariae
Lineage: Eukaryota; Apicomplexa; Aconoidasida; Haemosporida; Plasmodiidae
Product: gamete antigen 27/25, putative
Exons: 1
Coding region: 1-429 (142 amino acids)
Source: RefSeq, a predicted model, not a curated record
AUGUUUUUAGAAAUAGAGAAAACCGAAAAUAUUUUAACAGUUUUACGCGGAUUUGAAAAAAAGUAUGGAUAUAAAUUUGUUGACGACGAAUCCAAGAAUAACUGUGUUAGCAGAAUAAAAAAGCGUCUUAAUUCAUUUGUGAUUGAAGGUGUUUUAACAGAAGAAUAUUUGAAGCAGGGCGAAAUUUUUUUUUGGAUUGAACAAAGAGUUGGUGAGGAAAUGUCUGUGAAGGUCUACAGUGCGAAACAGUAUCCAGAUAAAAGAAAAAUGUGUUACAAUAAAAAUGAAAUAAAAAAAGUUAAAAAUGAUUAUGAAAAAGAAAAAUGUAUCAAAUAUUCACCGGAAAUGAUCCAUAAUAAUAUAGUUACAGUUGGGAGCUUCCUUGUUGAUAUACUAAGAGAAUCUACAUUCAUACGAUCAAAAUACUAA